AGAGACCAUGUACAGCGAGGAAGUCGGUUUCAUGUGAAAGGAUAUUUAGUUAAAGAACUACUCAAAGAUAAUUGUGUCCUUAGUCACAAUAAAACUUCACUUCAUCUGCAUGACCCCGCGAGACUACCGUCUCUAUUGUCAUCGCCCUUCUGCAUCAUUAUCGCGAGGUUUGAUCAGCUGUUAGGUCUGUUUUUAGAGUUUAGUGCUUGGAUGGUCAACACGUGGGGAGGAUAGAGAAAGAGACAGUGUAGGGGGGGCACACGUUGGGAUUUAGUCGGGCCCGGAAUACGUACGUUUAUAUCACUACUUUAAUUCACCGUGGCGGCGCGGAGGACGCUUGUAUACUGUGUAGUUGCUAGGGUCCUGAGGAGAUGCCACUGAGGUUCCGGUCUAUUGUCCCGUACACGCUGCCUGGAGUGCUGGCGCUUAUAGGCUGGUGGUGGUACAUCUCACGCAAGAAAGAGCGAAUCACCAACCACGACAGCGAAGAGGGGGCAGCGGCCAUGGGCCUGCUGAUGUCCCCGGCUCUCAGUGAGGGCAGCAACGGCCUGGUAGAGAAAGGGACAGUGUCCCCCUGCAGGGCAGCCAUUACCCCAACAACCAGCAGCAGAGUGAGACCAUCCAAGGCCAACGAGCAACGGUCAACAGAACAGGACGUCAUAGCACAGAUUCACAUCCCGGCCAUUAAGGCCGAGGCAGUAGAGGUACAGAGUACAUCCUGUUCACCUACAGCGAGGGCCUCCCACCAUCCAGACAGAGCCAGCGCAGUCACAGACCCUGGUGUAGAUAGCUGCCGACAGACACCCAGGAGCAGUUCUCCCGCAGCCUCGCCUUUACCAACACAGACUAGGGAGGGGAGCUCGGGCCCCCCGGGAGAACACUGGGCCACUGUGCAGAGCUCGCCAGCCACCAUUGCCUUGGUUACAGUGCCGGUGAAAUCAACGGUUACUGAGCAGGUCCCUGCGCCAGUGAAAGAGGCCAUCUCCACAGCAUCAGAAGCACUUGUACUCUCCCAGACGGCCCACGCCACGACUAGUUCCUCCAUAGCAGCAGACCUGACGAAUGCAGAGAGGCCCGAUCCAGAGGGAGAGGUGGCAGCAGCCCAUGAGGCAGCAGUGGCCUUCACACAGAACCUGCUGGUGGAGCUAGUGGCUAAUGAUUCGCUCCCGGUCCCCUCCAGCAGUACCAAAGAUGAGCUGCCCUCCUCGCCUGUCAUCUCAGCUGAGAUGCCGGCCCGGGCCCUGAAAGUAGUCAUACAUGAACCCCUCUUCCCAGAGACCCCCAUAUCAUCGCAGGGCUCCUACCAUGCCGUCAUCACCAGUACUCUGGCCUUCCCAGCCCAAGGCCCCCAGCAAGAGAAUGGGGCACCUGGCAGCACUGAGGAGCUGGAGUACCUGGCAGCAGGUCUGAUCACUGAGGUCAUCUCUGCAGCCACCCAGGAGGUCCUCAGUGUUACCUCCUGUCCAGAGACCUGGCUUGGCCAAUCCGCCACCGAGCACAGCUUCAGAAGCACCCCACUGGCCAAUGGGAGGCCAUGCUCUGAGCAAGAGCCACUCACAAGGAACAUGGAGGAAGGGCCCUCCCCAAUAAGCCACUCUGAGACAGAGUGGAGAGAGCAGCAGAAAGAAGGGAUCCCCAAUGGUUGCCCGCCUACCCCGGCAUGGGAGCACAUGGGGACAGCAAAUGCACUGAGUAACCCCUGGGCAACAGCAUCCUCACAGGAGGGGAAGCAAGAAGUGGGGGGCGUGCCUAGCAACCUGGACAAACUGAAGGGAGAUGGGGGGGUGAUGGUGGCAGAGGACUCAGCCUGUAGUAUGUGCCACUCUGAGGAUGGGGUCAGCAGUGAGGACCAGCAGAGCAGGGAGAACCAGGAGGAUCUGAUCCAGGUGUCAGGGAUGUCUGAGGGGGAGGGUGGUCUGCCCCAAGCCCCAGAAGAGGUAGUGACCGAGGCAGAGGUCAUGGCAGCCCUACCAGGCCAUGUGCUGGGUGCUGUUGGCCAAGUGAAGAGGCUCAACGGCAUGGGCCUGAGGAACGGUUCUCAUGGGAUGAGUGAGACUGAGACCGAUCAGUCUGGAGGCUCGGAUGUGAACAGCAUGGACUCGGUCGACAGCGGCUGCACCAUGGGAGCUAGGGACAGUGGCAGCCCUGCCAUGGCUCUGGGCUCUGAACUCAUCGUUUGGGAGAUUGAGGUGCCAAAGCAUCUGGUGGGUCGGUUAAUUGGGAAACAGGGGCGAUACGUGAGCUUCCUGAAGCAAAGCUCUGGUGCGAAGAUCUACAUCUCCACCCUCCCUUACACUCAAGAGUUCCAGAUCUGCCACAUAGAGGGUUCCCAGCAGCAGGUGGACAAAGCCUUGUCCCUGAUCGGGAAGAAGUUUAAGGAUUUGGACCUGACCAACCUCUAUGCCCCCCCACCUCUGCCGCUCACGCUGCCCUCGCUGCCCAUGACCACCUGGCUUCUUCUCCCCAGCGGUGUGACCGUAGAGGUGAUCGUAGUGAACAUUGUGUCGGCGGGUCACCUCUUCGUCCAGCAGCACACACACCCUACGUACCACGCCCUACGCAGCCUGGACCAGCAGAUGUUCCUGUGUUACUCCCAGCCAGAGACACCCACCCUGCCCUCGCCUGCUGAGGUGGGGGUGAUCUGUGCGGCGCCGGCGGUAGAGGGAGCCUGGUGGAGAGCCCAGGUCAUCUCCUUCUACAAAGACACCAACGAGGUUGAGAUCCGAUAUGUGGACUAUGGCGGCUAUGACAGAGUGAAGAUUGACACACUACGACAAAUAAGGUCGGACUUCGUAACAUUACCGUUCCAAGGUGCAGAAGUAUUACUGGACAACAUUGCCCCCCUUCCAGGAGAGAAGAGCUUUUCAACAGAGGCCACCUCUGCACUGGAGGAGAUGACGAGAGGGGUAGCACUGCUUGCACAGGUCACAAACUACGACAACAACACUGGUCUCCCAUUGGUCCAGAUGUGGAAUAUGGUUGGAGAAGAGCUGCUAUCAGUGAACCGCACACUGGCAGAGCGAGCAUUGGGUACCUGGGUUGACAGCUUUUGAACCUUGCCGCCUGACCCCCCCCCGCCCAUCACCCCUCAACCCCUUCUCAGCUCCACCACACCCCUCCUAGACCCCUUCUUCUCACCUAAUCUCUGGAGUCUGGCCCUACCAGCCCUCCAGAUACACCCCAUAACACUUCGAUGGAGGAACACAACCACUGGAUUUGGGAAUACUUUUUGUUUGUUUUUGAUUGUUGGGUUUUUACACCACGUUUCAAAAAUAAAUUCAAAAUGGUUGAAUGCUGAAAAGACAACGAAGUAUUUCGUUAGAAUAAGCCAACUCCUCUACUCCCCCACACACCAAAAGAACUUGAAGAAGGAAAAUAAAGUACUUGUACAUUUUAAAAAGAAAUCUAUAUUGUAACUAAAUAAAGGUCGAUCUGAUUUU
Oncorhynchus tshawytscha (Chinook salmon) is the source of this 3440-nucleotide messenger RNA. RefSeq names its product A-kinase anchor protein 1, mitochondrial. Gene Ontology annotation, molecular function: RNA binding. NCBI's taxonomy places the organism in Eukaryota, Metazoa, Chordata, Actinopteri, Salmoniformes, Salmonidae. The coding region runs from base 372 to 3053 and encodes 893 amino acids. The transcript has 11 exons. The record is from RefSeq and is a predicted model, not a curated record.